AUGAAGUUCACUUCUUCUUUCACCGUUCUGGCCGUUGCGAUUCAACUGGUUGUCGCCUCUCCGACUGUGGUACGCCGCGCAUCUACCAGCGACGUUGCCACCAUUGGCUAUGCAGCCCUGGGAAAAACGACCGGUGGCUCUGGAGGCUCCACUGUCACCGUCACCUCCUUGGACGAGCUCACCGAUGCCGUUUCGGAUGACACUGCCAAGAUUGUUGUUAUUUCUGGAACAAUCUCCGGCAACACUGUCGUUAAAGUCGGCUCUAACAAGUCGAUUGUCGGUGCAUCUGGCGCCACUUUGGCUGGAGUCGGUCUGCGCGUAUUGAACGUCGAAAACGUCAUUAUUCGAAAUCUGAAAGUCAGCAAGGUCCUUGCCGAAGCUGGCGACGCGAUUGGCAUUCAGGCCUCUAGCAAGGUGUGGGUUGACCACCUCGAUUUGUCCUCGGACCAGGACCACGACAAGGACUACUACGAUGGGUUACUCGAUAUUACCCAUGGUAGCACGUACGUGAGCGUCACCAACUCGGUCUUGCACGACCAUUGGAAGUCGUCGCUCGUUGGGCACUCGGAUAGCAACGAAGACGAAGACAAAGCGAUCACCGUCACCUAUGCGCUGAACAAGUGGUACAAUUUGAACUCGCGUCUUCCAAGCUUCAGGUUUGGAACGGGUCACAUUUUCAACAACUACUAUUACGACUCGAGUGACGGUAUCAACACCCGUGUUGGCGCCCAACUCCUUGUCGAGAACAACGUAUUCAGCGGUCUCAAGAAGCCCCUUUACUCGACCGACUCCGGAUACGCGGUCGCCACUGGUAACGAUUUUGGAGAUGGCGAAAACACAGCCGAGGCCGGCACAUUCAGCACUGCCCCUUAUGACUACGAUCUCCUCGACGCCAGCGCCGUCGUGGCAGCUGUAUCCAGCGCAGGAGCUACACUCUCGUUCUAA
Molecule: messenger RNA, 945 nt
Organism: Rhizoctonia solani
Lineage: Eukaryota; Fungi; Basidiomycota; Agaricomycetes; Cantharellales; Ceratobasidiaceae
Product: pectate lyase
Exons: 5
Coding region: 1-945 (314 amino acids)
Molecular function (GO): pectate lyase activity
Source: RefSeq, a predicted model, not a curated record